AUGGCCCAGAAUAGGUCUUUGGAGUCCAUGUUGGACGACGAGAGGAGGGAUGUUUUGGCACUACUGGAGGGGACGACUGGAGGGCACAAUAGAGGAUCCACAAGCUCUGCAGGAUCAGGGCGCUCUUUGUCGCCCUUCACCCCACGAUCGCCCGUUCGGAGCAUGCUGGACAUCGCAGAGGAUCCAGCUCCCAGAAGCUCGUCCGUCGCCUCGGCAAAUGGCGGAAUUACAGGCAACGCACGAGUUGGACCCAUCAGGAGCAUGUUGGACAUCGACGGCUCACCACAUGGACCGGUUAAAACUACCAUGAGCGCCCAGACAUCUCCUACGCAGGCAAAUGUUAGGGCAUAUAGUUCGAAUACUACUCAAGCGCCGCAUCGAAGCCUAUCUGAUGCGGCAGCUCGCCCAGUAGAUUUUGGUCCGCGAGCCAACGUCCUGGAAACGGCAAGAACAAACCCAACGGCUGCCUACCAAUUUGCUGGGUACUUGCCCAGUAAUCCUGGUGGCCGUGUAAUACCGAAGCGGAACACUCAAGCUGGAAAGAAGACGGCCAUACCAACCGCUAUGUCAGAGGUAGUGAGAGGGGCGGAUCUGGGCCUGUUUGGUCCAAACGAUCGUGGCCGCAACCAUUCAAUCGCCGGCACAGGCAUCAGCGCAGCAAAAUCCAAGUCACCGCAUAAUCGCCUUGGACUGCGAUCCAAUUCUCCACACGGCAACCUUCUUUCCCCGGACACGGUCAAGUAUGUCUUGGACGACGGCCGACCGAUAGAUAUGAAUAGUGCAUACCGAAGGCUAUCAGAUGCUAAUUUGGCAUUGUCGGGAGGGGGGCUAUCAACAUUAAGUGGGAAAGGCCGCAGGCGACCGAACAGUGGCGAUGCUAUGGAGAACGCCCGGCUGGAGAAGGAUUACAUUCCAGUGGAAGGGGACGACACCCUUGUUGAUAGUAGCGAUGACGACGAGCAAACUUCUGACGAGGGUAAUCGGGGAAGGAAGAAGCAGGGAAGGGGCCGUAAUGCUGAGAGCGGGGAGAGUCAACUCACGACCAAGCCUUUCGAACCAAGUCGAGUAAAAGGGGCUCGAACAGCUCUGACUUUGCUGGGCGCUGCUGAAGAAGAACGUCAAGAAAUUGCCGCCAAGCAAAAUGCUGCUUACAAGGUCCGAUCGCUGCUUGAGCCCGAGAUCACCGUUACGGCACCAUCCGGUAGCAGAGCGAAAUCAGGCAAACCCGCAGUCCAUCCCAAUACAAGUUUUGAUGAGGGAACACCAGGUUUCAAUACACCAGUGGGGUCUGAUACGGAGGCUGAUUUCUCCGACAUUAAACGCGCCCAAAAGCUUGCCAUCCAUAUGACGACAAUUACUUCGACCCCCAUGACUGGUCGCUGCGUCCGGACAAUUUACCGCGGUGAUUUCGGAAAAAUGCAGCAGGAAGCCCAUGAUAAUCAACGCCGAGUUCGAAAGUAUUUGGUAGCUACAGAUCUCAGCGACGAGGCAGCUCAUGCAUUGGAAUGGACCUUAGGGACAGUUCUUCGAGAUGGGGACACGUUGCUCGCAAUUUACUGUGUGGAUGAAGAAACCGGAAUUGGCGGCGGCAGUAAUGAAGCAAGUGGAGAUGACGCGCAUACGAAAGAGCAAGUAGUGACCGGCGUCCAUUCGACAAAGGCAUCAGCGUCCACACCGGUGCUCACACCGGUACGCCCGAGUUUCAACCUAGAGACAGCUAGUGUAGGCGCAAGUCCAAUGGGGCGAGGCAAGGACAAGGCGGAACAGGAGCGGUAUAGAGCUGUGCAAGAUAUCACGGAUCGCGUGUCAAAGUUGCUGAGGAAGACGAGGUUACAAGUGAAGGUUGUGAUUGAGGUGAUCCAUUGCAAGAGCCCAAAACAUAUGAUUACCGAGGUCAUUGAUUAUAUAUCGCCUACUCUGGUAAUUCUAGGAAGCAGGGGAAGAAGUGCGCUCAAAGGUGUCAUCCUUGGGUCCUUCUCCAAUUAUCUGGUUACCAAAUCAUCUGCCCCGGUAAUGGUGGCCCGCAAACGCCUCCGCAAACACACCAAGUACAAACGCCCCGCCAUCCGCCUUGCAAACAAUCUCUCCAGUCCCGUCAAGAGCUUAGAGAAAGCGAGAGUUGAUUAA
Molecule: messenger RNA, 2127 nt
Organism: Venustampulla echinocandica
Lineage: Eukaryota; Fungi; Ascomycota; Leotiomycetes; Helotiales; Pleuroascaceae
Product: Adenine nucleotide alpha hydrolases-like protein
Exons: 3
Coding region: 1-2127 (708 amino acids)
Source: RefSeq, a predicted model, not a curated record